This is a messenger RNA of Dufourea novaeangliae, 1564 nucleotides long. Its product is annotated as telomerase-binding protein EST1A-like. Gene Ontology annotation, biological process: nuclear-transcribed mRNA catabolic process, nonsense-mediated decay. NCBI's taxonomy places the organism in Eukaryota, Metazoa, Arthropoda, Insecta, Hymenoptera, Halictidae. Gene Ontology annotation, molecular function: telomerase RNA binding; telomeric repeat DNA binding; protein binding. Bases 23 to 1189 code for a protein of 388 amino acids. Gene Ontology annotation, cellular component: telomerase holoenzyme complex. The transcript is spliced from 9 exons. The record is from RefSeq and is a predicted model, not a curated record.
UGCCUGGAGCAGGUUGGCAACGAUGGUGAACCUGCUGGAAAAGUUGAAUUAUCCCAAAUCGAUCUUGAUCCAGGCCAAGGACGCGGAAGGUCGACAUGAUGAACUGGAAUUGGUGAAAUUGCCGGAAGACACGACCUUGGCAGGAUUUACGCCAUUAAUGUCGAAUCCGCAGGAUCCCUGUUACUCCAAGAAGACUGACGACAUGGACGUCGCUCAAGUGUGCCUCAGAAUACAAAAGAUUCUGUUUUUCGGGGAAGUGUAUUUGUGCGGUCUCGAGACGCCGGUGUUGAAAUUACAGAAGAACGAGGCAGGUGACAUCGAAUACGUCUCCGUGGUCGAGGCCUCGAGCAUAAGUUUGCCCAGCUCACCCCCAGAACAGAGCGACUCGGAGCUUCUCGUCGAAAGUUACAGCGAGGGCGAGGAUGAGCCGGUAUCUACCUUGAAGAGAUUACCGUCGUGCACGGACGUACCUGAUGAUAUUACCGCGCCAAUUGCUACGGUCGAGAUAAGGUCGUUGAUCGAGAGGAAAGAGGAACUGGAAAGACGGCAACGGAAGCAGGAUCGUCAUCGACAACGGGUACAGCAAAUUCUGCAGAAGUCUUCAGUAUCCGUUGAAAUCGAAGUGAGACCGAGGCAGCUGGUACCGGACACUAAUUGCUUCAUCGACUAUCUACCGCAGUUGCAGAACAUCGCGAAAGCGAUUGCCGGUGUACAACCCAUUUAUACGCUUAUGGUGCCGCUUGUCGUUUUGAAUGAGCUCGAGGGUUUAGCCAGGGGCGCGGAUGCUAGAGACUGUCCUCCGGCUUCGAGGGCGGCUCUGGAUCCAGAGCACGUGGCCAGGGUAGCUGAGAGCGCGAAAGCGGCGCUGGCUUUCGCCAGAAGCAGAAAUCCAGCGAUCCGGUGCUUAACCACGAGAGGAACUGUCCUUACAUCUAGCACUUUCACCGUGGAGGAGGACGUUGACAAGGACGGGCUGACAAGGAACGAUGACAGAAUACUGGCUACGUGCUUGAGCCUCUGCAAAACGGGUAACAAAGAUCAAGUAAAUGCAGAGGAAGGCCAACCGCGACGUCUGAGGAGAGAAGUAGUCUUGCUAACGGAGGACAGAAACCUGAGGGUGAAGGCACUGGCGAGGGACGUUCCCGUCAGAGAAGUGCCCGACUUCAUGCAGUGGGCCGGCCUCGGGUGAAACGUUCCUCUGACCUGACCCACCCGUUAACGAAAAAAAAUCUCCCGUUACCCCCGCCGAGUAAAUUUCGACCAGCAACAACAGCAGCAGCAGCAGCAGCAGCAGCAGUAACAACAACAACCGGCAAGACCGAGAGGAAAGCGUGGAAGAGAGGAAGGAUGUCUCGUGAGUAGAUGUUCAUCGUGCUCCUCCAAUCGUGGCCGUACAGCUGUCACGCGUGUGCGUUCGUUCUGAUUGUCGAGGUGUCGUCGAGCCUCGUUUUCGUGGAGUCGUGCGUACCUCAUCUCAGCUAGGGCGAGGAUCAUGGCGGUGUUGCGAGACGACAGAUUCGUCGCGUUUUAUCCACCAUAAAGUUACUUAUCUUUGGUAAGAAAU